ACAAUCGUUCUAACACUUCAGUAUACGUCCACUGUUCAGCUUGUGUGCUUCGAGUCCAAGAAUUUGGAGACAUGAAAUUGGCAAUUCAUUGUCUUGUUAUUUACGUGCAGUUCCUAUGUCUAUCUGCAGAGCAAAGUGCAUUUCACGAUGGCGAGGCUUGUUUGAUUCAAUACUUGCAAAAGAAAGGAAAAUUGGAUGACAAUUUCAAAUCGAUGGAAAAACCGUCUCCGAACUGUUUAUUUGUUAUGCCGCUGACUAAAAUGGUUCUGCGGAAGACAUUUACGGAUCGGAUCGACAGCGAAAUUCCCAACCAUUCCGACUGUUUGAAGGCCAGAUUCGACAGUCAAGAUACAUUGGACUUGGUGAUCAAGAUCAGUGUCAUUCGGGAAGUGGAUAUAAAAACUGAAUUGGAUCCGGUUCGGCAAGCACUGCAUGAAGAUCUUAAAGGCAUCAUGUCCCAUUGUGACACGAAUGACGAAAGUUUUCUUGCCAUUUUCAAUGAUUAUCUGGGAAAUAAAAACGAAACCUUGGCGGUGCUGCAGGAGGAUUAUUGUGUGUCAAAGUAUGUGGCCGAUAAUAAAAUUUUAGACUUGACGGAUGUCGAACUGAACCCCAGUCAGAUCGACAUUGAAAAUCUGAACUGCAACCAAAUGGUCGAAAAGCUGAGAAAUGAUUCGGAAAAGGAACUCAGCGACAAAAUCUCAACGUUGCCACAUGGUCAGAAGAUAUUGGUGUGCGUUAUGGAUGCGUAUAAGAUUAACAAGAUCUUCGACACCGGUAUUGCGCUGAAAGUUCUUUACAAUCUGGACGUUCCGAAGGAUAUAAAAGAGGCGGAAAAAGUUCGACUGACUCAGAUACUUUCUGGCUUCGGUUUGGCAACAUUCAAUUGUUCUUAGGCUGAUUUGUUCUUCAGGUGCGGUCAUAGACCCACACAUUCUUUACAUUAUUGUUAAAAUUUGGUU
Molecule: messenger RNA, 962 nt
Organism: Bradysia coprophila
Lineage: Eukaryota; Metazoa; Arthropoda; Insecta; Diptera; Sciaridae
Source: RefSeq, a predicted model, not a curated record